AUGGAGAAGCAUGAGAGUGCAGUGCGUGCCAGAGAAGUAUGUGAGGCUAGUGAAGGAAAUGUACAGAGGAGCAAUGAUACAGUGAGAAGUAGUGUGGGCAUGACAAAGGAGUUUCCAGUAAACGUAGUGUUACAUCAAGGGUAUGCACUUAGUCCCUACCUCUUUGACCUUAUUAUGGCUGUGCUGGUGAAUGAUGUGAAGAAGGAAGCGCCGUGGAAUAUGGUGUUUGCGGGUGAUGUGGUUCUUUGUCAGCAGAGCAUCGACAGACUUGAGAAAAAGCUGGAGGAUUGGAGGAAGACACUAGAAGAAAGAGGGAUGAAAAUUAGCAGGACAAAGUCAGAAUAUUUAGCACUGACGGAUGUGCAGAUGAGGUCUUGCAAGAUCCAGGAGGAUGAGCUGAAAUCGGUCUCUAAAUUUAAAUACCUGGGGUUGGAGGACUCGAAAGCGAGGAAACUGAGUGGAGUGUUGUGUGACAAGAAUGUGAGCAUUGGGUCGAAAAGGAAAGUUUACAAGUCGGUGGUAAGGCCUGCUAUGAUAUACAGGGCAGAGACAUGGCCAAUCACAGUAGCCCAGGAAAGGAAGAUGGAAGUGGCGGAAAUGAGGGUACUGAGGUGA
Schistocerca americana (American grasshopper) is the source of this 615-nucleotide messenger RNA. RefSeq lists its product as uncharacterized. NCBI's taxonomy places the organism in Eukaryota, Metazoa, Arthropoda, Insecta, Orthoptera, Acrididae. The transcript has a single exon. The coding region runs from base 1 to 615 and encodes 204 amino acids. The record is from RefSeq and is a predicted model, not a curated record.